Messenger RNA from Zophobas morio, 386 nucleotides. RefSeq names its product small lysine-rich protein 1. Lineage: Eukaryota; Metazoa; Arthropoda; Insecta; Coleoptera; Tenebrionidae. The coding region runs from base 102 to 347 and encodes 81 amino acids. The transcript has a single exon. The record is from RefSeq and is a predicted model, not a curated record.
UGUACUCUGUGUUUAAUCGAUAACGAAUGUUUUUUAAGGGUGGGUAGCAGUAUUAUAAGUGUUGGUUAUCUUGGUAGAAAAAAACUUGCUUCGUUAACACUAUGGCUGGUAAAGGUAAGAAAAAGAAAGGCAAGGCGAAAAAUGGAGACAAGAAAAAAACGGUGAAAACGAAGAAGGGAGGUCGUAAAGGUGGAAGAGCGAAAAGUUCAAGGUGUACCGUGGAUAUUUUCACUGAAGCAGCAAUGGAAAAUGCGUAUACGAUUUGUCACAAUGUUCAAGAUUUACUUAAAUCAAGAGGGUUUCCUUGGCCCGACGCCCAAAAGAAAAAGAAAAAAGGGAAGAAGUAAUGGGUGUGUAAACUGAUUGAUAAAUUGUAUCUACUACUA